CAAAAGAUUUCACUUUCUUUCUUUUCUAAUUUCUAAAACCCUAAUUGAAGUUCCAACAAGAUCGAUCACGGAGAAGAUGGAUCUCGAGGAUUGGGAAUUAGUACUCCCCAAUAACAGCUUCAAGGAUCUUGAUCUUGAUCAUGACGAGGAUCAUCAUGGAGCGAUGGUAAUGGACUACUUCCUCUGCCCAUCUACUAAAGAUCCUCUCCCAAAAACAGAGUCUCCUCCAAGAACCAUAGUGGUCCCUAAAAAGCUUCUUCAAGUUCCCAUAGCCUGGGAAGCCGUUUUGGACCAAGACAACACAAAGAAACCCAAUAACCGUGAAACGGAUCCAGAUCCGGAUUCAAAACAAACCCUUUCGACGGACUUUGUUUCGUCACCUAGAGUUUCCUUCAAGAUAAUGAAGGAGACUGAAUUUGCCGACAUGAAAAUUGACCCACCAACGAGGAUCACGAGUCCUCUGCCUCAGAUCGAUGCUGCUGCAUCGAAACCCUCUGAUUUAGAAGGAGGAGAUGACUUGCGAGACAAGAAAGAAGUUGUUUUGGAGGAAGAAGAUGAAGAUGGUAGUGGUGGUGAGAGAUUGAAUCUGUGGAAGGCUGGUCUCAAUGGGAUUGGAGCAAUCUGUUCUUUUGGGGUCGCAGCAGCUGCUGCUACUGUAUGUGUCUUCUUCCUCGGACACAACAAUAUCAAAAUCUGUAAGAACAAGAACCAGAUGCUUAGGUUCCAGAUUUACUCCGAUGAUAAUAAGAGGAUGAAAGAAGUUGUGAAUCAUGCAACAAAGCUCAAUGAAGCAAUCUUUGGUAUGAAAGGUGUUCCUGUCUUGGGGACGAUCAGAGAGAUAGCUUCAAAAAUGUCGUCAUCGUUAGAACAAGAAAUCUUCUUACAGUGGGGAAACAAGAAGAGAUUAAGAUGUCUUAGAGCCAAAGACAAAAAGAUCUCUCGCUCUAAAAACUCUUCUCGCUUUCUAGGUCAAGAUACCUUCCUCCUUCAAUCCUCUAGAUUCUCCAGAGGAUCAGAAGGAGCAAUCCUCAGAUCUGGACUACCAGAUCGCCGGCCGGAGAAAGAAGAGAGGUAUUAUACGACGAGAGGUGUAGUUGAUAACAUUGGGAAAGUUUGUUUAGAUGAAAACAACAAUGGAGAAGAUAGCAACAACAAGGAAGAGAGUAUGUGGCCUAAGCUGUUUAUAACAUUGUCAAACAAAGAGAAAGAAGAAGAUUUCAUGGCUAUGAAAGGUUGCAAACCUUCUCAUAGGCCUAAGAAGAGAGCCAAACUCAUCCAAAGAAGCUUACUUUUGGUGAGUCCUGGAACAUGGUUGGCUGAUUUGUGCCCAGAUAGAUAUGAUGUUAGGGUGAAGAAGAGCUCUAAGAAGAGGCGAGCAAGAGGGCUAAAAGCUAUGGGAAAUAUGGAGACUGAUUCAGAUUGACAUGUUUUAAGAUUAGUUUAUUAGAAAUGUUUGCGUAUUGAUCUAAGCUAACUUUCGUGGGUUUACCUAAGCAAUCUUAAAAAAGUAUUUUAGAUGAAAUUAUUCGGUUGAGCAUUUUGAAUUCACAAAGAAAUAUCAUUUCUUUUGUGACAAUGUAUGUUCUUGUUGUAACUUGUAACUCUAUCAAAAUCUAUUGUUUCAGAUAAUGUACUGUUGUCCUAUUUCGCAUAACUUCAUCAUUGUAUGACAUGUACUAUCUUCAUUUUCUUUGUGAUGGAACAAUGACAAAUCUGUUACAAUUUGUUUUUCAAAUGAGAAUCGAUCACUGGGUAUGACUGAGAAAAGAUGAAAAAGUCAACUACUAGUAAACUUUCCUGAAAUUA
Arabidopsis arenosa is the source of this 1806-nucleotide messenger RNA. The record is from the annotation of a GenBank genome assembly. Lineage: Eukaryota; Viridiplantae; Streptophyta; Magnoliopsida; Brassicales; Brassicaceae.